AGAUUCCAAGCGAGAGAUCGUCAAUCAGCUUCCGCCUUCUGCCCCAAUUUCCCAGUCCCCAUCCUCAAUCCUCGUUCAAUCGCAAGUCACUCCGCCAAAUCGAAUCUGUUCGUCGCGGUCGCCACUCGCCUGCUCGUCGCGACGUCACCUGCCGGGUGCUGUGCCACUGCGGACUGCGGUGUUGCUACGGUGCUACCUGGCACGUGCUGGCUGCUGCUGUUCUGCUCAACUGCUGCAAUCCCCAAUUCCCAAUUCCCCAUCCUCAGAUACAAUCUUGUGAAAUAUGAAAACCAUUCAUUCUUUCUUCAAAAGAAAGGUUGAUAAUGAAGAAAUUCAUGAUAAAAAUGAAGAGAUUAAACGGCACAAAGCUUCAACAAGUGAGCCACAACCACAAGAACAUGAAAAUCAACAAGAGAAUGAUAGGAAUGAAGCUACACAAUCAAAUCCUAAUGAGGUGGUCCAAGCGGAUCUUAAGCAACUAGAAAGAGAUUCCGCUAAAAGAAAACAAAUAUGGGAAUAUCCGGUUAACUUAAGGGAAGAAGUAAGACGAGCUUAUAUGAGCUUAGGACCUUUCCAAAUACAUCUUAAAGAAUAUCAUGCUAAAGGUUCAAAGAAACAUCCUCGUAGAUUUCAAUAUUCUUGGUUCAACAUUUUCCCUAAUUGGUUAGAAUAUUCUCCAACAACACAUGCAUCUUAUUGUUUUAUUUGUUUUAUAUUUAACGAUAAACCAAGUGUGUCCCAUGGUUAUGAUGCAUUUACUGUUAAAGGAUUUGACAAUUGGAAGAAAGUUAAUGACGGGAAAAAUUGUGCAUUCUUAAAGCACAUUGGUUGUUCACAACAUAGAAAUGCUGUUGCAUUCACUGAAAAUUUGAUGAACCAAGAAGCACACAUUGAAAAUAUCAUAAUGAAGCAAAAUGAAGAGCAAAUAUUGAAGAAUCGUUUACGAUUAAAAGCUUCGAUUGUCACAGUUCGUUGGUUGACAUUCCAAGCGUGUGCUUUACGAGGACAUGAUGAAUCUCCUAAUUCCAAAAAUCGUGGUAAUUUUUUGCAACUACUAAAACUUCUAGCAUCUUAUAAUGAUGAAGUUGCAAAUGUUAUAUUAGAGAAAGCUCCUUAUAAUUCAAAAUAUACUUCUGGAGAAAUUCAAAAAGAAAUUCUUAGUAUUAUUGCAAAUAAAGUUAGAAAGCAUAUUCGUAGUGAAGUGGGUGAUUCAUAUUUUUGUGUCAUGGUUGAUGAGUCUAAAAAAGAGCAAAUGGCGAUAGUUUUGAGAUUUGUUGAUGUAGAAGGGAUCAUACGGGAAAGGUUCUUGGAUUUGGUUCAUGUUACGGAUACCUUAUCAUUAAACCUAAAAACAAAUAUGUGGAGACAACUUUUGCACUAUCAGUUUGAUGUUAGUAAAAUCCGUGGCCAAGGUUAUGAUGGUGCUAGUAAUAUGAGAGGGGAAUGGAACGGAUUACAGGCACUUGUUCUUAAGGAUUGUCCUUAUGCAUAUUAUGUUCAUUGUUUUGCUCAUAGAUUACAACUAGCCUUGGUAGCUGCUUCAAGGGAAAUUAUUCCUGUACACCAAUUUUUCACAAACUUAAUUUUUUUAAUUAAUGUAGUUUGUGCUUCCAGUAAGCGUCAUGAUGAGUUACAAAAGGCGAAGGCAACUGAGAUUGAACAAUUAUUGGAACUAGGUGAAAUCGAAUCAGGCAAAGGAUUGAAUCAAGUUGGGACAUUAAAAAGAGCUGGUGAUACACGUUGGGGUUCUCAUUUUCGUUCUGUUUGCAGUUUGCUUAACAUGUUUGAUUGUACUCGUGUUGUUCUCCAGGGAAUAAUUGAUGACGUAUCUGCUACUUAUUCUCAACGCGGAGAUGCUGAUGCUGCUUACUGUUUCCUAAAAUCAUUUGAUUUUGUGUUUAUUCUUCACUCGAUAAAGGAAAUAAUGGGGAAAACUGAUGUACUUUCUCAAGCUCUACAAAAGAAAUCUCAAGAUAUUCUUAAUGUCAUGGAGUUAGUUUCAGCAACAAAGGAGAGUCUAAAUGAAUUCAGAAACAAGGGAUGGGACUCUUUACUUGCACAGGUAAAGUUUUUUUGUGAAAAACAUCAAAUAGAUAUGCCGGAUAUGAAUGCUCCAUAUACUUCUACUCGAUACCGGCCUCGAAAAACAGAUCAUCAUGUUACUUUUGAACAUUUUUAUCGAGUGGAUUUGUUUACAAUCACAUUGGAUAAACAGUUACAUGAGUUGAAUAGUAGAUUCAAUGAUCAGGCGAUGGAGCUAUUAAGUCUUAGUUCUACUUUAGUUUCAAAAGAACACCCUAAAGUGAUUAAAGUUGAUCAAAUUUGUCGUCUUGUUGAAAAGUAUUAUCCCGAAGAUUUUACGGAGCAAGAGAGAAUCCAAUUAAGAUAUCAAUUGGAGAUUUUUAAUAUUGAUAUGACAAAGAAUCCCAAGCUUAGUGGUGUAUCGACUAUUGCUGACUCAUGUAAGGGUCUUGUGGAAACUCAGAAACGUGAGACGUAUUAUUUGCUUGAUAGAGUGGUGCGGUUAAUCUUGACACUUCCAGUUUCUACCGCAACAACAGAGAGGGGAUUUUCAGCAAUGAAAAUAUUCAAGAAUCGUCUUCGCAAUACGAUGACCGAUGACUUUCUCGCAAACAACUUGGUGGUUUACAUAGAAAGAGAAAUUGCUGAAAACAUUGAUUCGAAGUCGGUAAUUGAUGAAUUCAAAGACCUUAAAGGUCGUCGGGCUGAGUUGUAA
This is a messenger RNA of Lactuca sativa (garden lettuce), 2737 nucleotides long. RefSeq lists its product as uncharacterized. Gene Ontology annotation, molecular function: protein dimerization activity. Lineage: Eukaryota; Viridiplantae; Streptophyta; Magnoliopsida; Asterales; Asteraceae. The record is from RefSeq and is a predicted model, not a curated record.